AUGGGGAAAAUUAAGAAAAAAGGUGAAUCGGGUAUUGCCACUAACUACAUUACCAGAAAUCGAGCUGUAAAAAAGCUACAAUUGUCACUUGCUGAUUUUAGGCGACUAUGUAUUCUUAAAGGAAUUUAUCCUAGAGAACCUAAAAAUAAAAAGAAAGCCAAUAGAGGAUCAACAGCACCUACUACAUUUUAUUAUACUAAAGAUAUACAAUAUCUUGCACAUGAGCCCAUUCUUAGAAAACUUAGAGAAAAUAAAAUUUUUCUAAGAAAGUUAAGUAAAGCUUUAGGAAAACGUCAAUUCAGCGUUGCAAAUAAUUUAGAAAAAAACAGACCUGUUUAUACUUUAGAUCAUAUUAUCAAAGAAAGAUAUCCAACAUUCACUGAUGCUUUAAGAGAUCUUGAUGAUGCACUUUGUAUGAUAUUUUUAUUUGGUACCUAUCCUGCUACUGACAAAAUCAAAGUAGAAAUUGUUAGAAAUUGUCAACGUUUAUGCUCAGAAUUUCAGCAGUAUGUAAUAAAAAGCAAAUGUCUUCGUAAAGUUUUUCUUUCAAUCAAAGGGAUUUAUUAUCAAGUAGAAAUUAAAGGACAAACCAUAACUUGGUUGGUUCCUUACCAAUUUAGUCAACGAGUCCCGGAUGAUGUUGAUUUUCGUGUUAUGUUGACAUUUUUAGAGUUUUAUCAGACUUUGGUUAGUUUUGUUAAUUUCAAAUUAUAUUCAGAUACAAAUUCAGUUUAUCCACCAAAAAUAGAUCUUUUAAAAGAUGAAGAAGAUAUUACUACUAAUGAAGAAAUUGAGGCAUUGGAUGAGUUUGUAGAUCAAACCAAAACCAAUUCCAAUUCUCAAAAAGAGAAGAAUGAUGAUGAUACCAAAGUAUUCACAUAUCAAACAGUUUCAGCAGCUAUUACAGAACUACAACAACUUUUUUCCAAAUGUGUAUUCUAUUUAUCUCGUGAAGUACCAAAAUAUUCAUUGGAAUUUAUAAUUAAAGCUUUUGGUGGAAAGGUUGGUUGGGAUAGUAGUAUGGGUAUGGGCUCACCAUAUGAGGAAAAUUAUGAACGUAUCACACAUCAAAUUGUUGAUCGACCAUCUGUUGACAAUUGUUAUCCAACACGUGUAUAUGUUCAACCUCAAUGGGUUUAUGAUUGUUUGGAAAAUUAA
Entrophospora sp. SA101 is the source of this 1158-nucleotide messenger RNA. The record is from the annotation of a GenBank genome assembly. Lineage: Eukaryota; Fungi; Glomeromycota; Glomeromycetes; Entrophosporales; Entrophosporaceae.